AUGCUAUGUAGUGCGGGAGCAAUUGGAUUUCUCAGCUCUCUGGAAGGAGGGUCAUGUUUCAGCUUGUCUCCAUCUUCUCCCUUUCUAGCAGCCCAGGGCCUUCUACUCCUUGCUUGUGUGCUGGUCUUGGCCACUUCAGGCCUCGCCAUGAAGACACAAACCCUCCACAUCUUCAAGAAACCUCCCUCCAAUACUUUGGUGAGCGCACUGAAGAAAACCAGUUGGCCCAAGGACUGCAGUGAGGUCCCCGCUGGCAGCCCCAGUGGCAUCUACAUCAUCCAGCCCGCAGGACUCCACCGCCUCGUGGUGUACUGUGAAAUGAGUGUGACAGACGGGGGCUGGACGGUCAUCCAGAGGAACCGCUACAACACAGAGAUCACCUGGGCCGAAUCCUGGAGCACCUACAAGUACGGCUUUGGGGACGUGCGCAGCGAGUACUGGCUGGGCACCGAGUACAUCUAUCAGAUUGCCAAGCAGAAGGUCUACCAGGUCAAGUUUGUCAUCCAGGACGCCACAAACACCACCAAGUUUGCAGACUACAAUCUCUUCAGUCUGGAAGAUGAAUCUCAUGGCUACCGGUUGAGGCUGGGCUCCUACACCGGGACCGCGGGGGAUGCCAUGACAUCCGACAAUCCCAACAGUGUGCACAACAACAUGAAGUUCUCCACAAAGGACCGGGAUCAGGACAUUUACAGAGGGAACUGUGCUUCCCGCUUUGGGGGUGGGUGGUGGUACUCAGCGUGUUAUUCUGUACAGCUGAAUUUCAAGGGUGGCAUGACAUGGGGUAGCUUGUGCACUGGGAACUGCAAAUCCUCUCUCAUCCUCAUCAAACCAGCUCCCUACCAUUAG
Dromaius novaehollandiae (emu) is the source of this 849-nucleotide messenger RNA. RefSeq names its product fibrinogen-like protein 1-like protein. The record is from RefSeq and is a predicted model, not a curated record. The coding region runs from base 1 to 849 and encodes 282 amino acids. The transcript is spliced from 2 exons. Lineage: Eukaryota; Metazoa; Chordata; Aves; Casuariiformes; Dromaiidae.